Penicillium chermesinum is the source of this 696-nucleotide messenger RNA. RefSeq names its product putative isochorismatase family hydrolase. NCBI's taxonomy places the organism in Eukaryota, Fungi, Ascomycota, Eurotiomycetes, Eurotiales, Aspergillaceae. The record is from RefSeq and is a predicted model, not a curated record. Bases 1 to 696 code for a protein of 231 amino acids. The transcript has a single exon.
AUGUCUCAGUCUCUCCCACUCACCUUCACCGUUCCAACAGCCCUCGUCCUCAUAGACAACCAGUCGGGCUUCACCCAUGCAUCAACCGCCUCAAGUUGGGGCAACGGGCGUUCCAACCCUCUCUACGAAGUGAACAUCCAGUCGCUCAUCACUGCAUUCCGCACAGCCAAAGAGACCUCAUCGACACCGCUGGAGCUGAUUCACGUCUUCCACUCGUCUGUCCAGGCUGGUUCCCCUCUUCAUCCGUCCCAUCCAGCCCAAGGAAUUCGCCCGCUGGACUAUGCCAUCCCGGCAAAGGACGGCUCGGAGCCUGUGUUCUGGAAGAGCGUGAACUCUUCGUUCAUUGGGACGGGCCUUGAAGCGUACCUGCGCGAGAAGGACAUCCGUCAAGUGAUCUUUGCCGGGCUGACGACGGAUCACUGCGUCUCGACCACCGUUCGCAUGGCGGCGAACCUGAGAGUGGUGGACCGCUUCCCUGAUGGUGGCCCUGUGAAGCUAGCCUCUGAUGGGAGCCACGAUAGGACCUUGAAGGUCGAAGCAGGGCGGAUUAUUCUGGUGUCUGACGCUACGGCGACUUUCGGUAAAGGUGGUUUCGAUGCCGAAACUGUCCAUAAGGUGUCCGUCGCUAGUCUCGAAGGCGAGUUUGCAGAGGUCUUUGGGACGGAAGCAAUCGUCAAAGCGCUGCGAAGAGCUUAA